Molecule: messenger RNA, 3299 nt
Organism: Anopheles gambiae (African malaria mosquito)
Lineage: Eukaryota; Metazoa; Arthropoda; Insecta; Diptera; Culicidae
Exons: 3
Coding region: 1171-1518 (115 amino acids)
Source: RefSeq, a predicted model, not a curated record
AUGCAUUAAUCUGUUCGCCUCGACCAAUCAAUCGAUCGUCUCGCUUGGGACCACCAGAUCAAACCUAAUCAUCCAUCCCUGCGGUACAGUACUAUGCCGGCGCUCGCCCUCACCCAAUCUACACGUGCAACCAAGCACGUGAUUCUAGCGUGCGUUUGGAAUGCCCAAAGAGCCCGGGCGAGCCCGAAGGAACGGCAGCAGGCAGGAGCAGUACAGCACACCAAUGCGGUGCGGUAUGCGGCUACAACACCCCUGAAACACCCUGCCCCGUCCCGGUACUGCUUUACUCUUCGUCUCUGCCAGUUCCUCCGUUCCUCCUCUCCUUCCCCUGCGACCGGAUAGAAGGUGCAUCCACGCUUUGCCCCGAUGCAUUCUAAUCUUCUUGUGAAACUGUGAAUGAACGAAAUCGGUUUUGUCGGCUUUUUCUUUCCCUUCUGUACCUUACCCUUCCCUGUAAUUCCCUACCUUAUAUGCCUGGCCCUUUUUCUCUCUCUCUCUCUCUCUCUCUCUCUCUCUCUCUUUCUCUCUCUUACUCCCAACCUUAUGCACCUUGGGUUGCAAUAAAGCAACAAUAAAAAACGGUUGUUCGAAAAGGAAAAAACAGAGAGAGAGAUAGAUAGAGAGCGAUAGAGAGACAAAGAGCGCGCAACGGGUGUGCUCUCGGGACCGUGCGUAACGCAUGCCGACGGGCUACGCUCCCGCGUUGGUGCGCGCGCGAAUGCCAGCUUCGGUGAGCACCCCGGGGGCCCGCAUAAAUUGUUCCGAUCCGGACGCACGAAGCUCAUUCGUGUGCCCUUCAUCGAGACCGACGGUUGCUGUUUGGACCGGGGAAAAUCCGGCACUGUUCGAAAGGUAGCUUCGUAAACCCUUUGGCCGCUAACCAAGCGUAUCAAACAUUCUACUUUGGUGGCGCGAUCGUGUGCGUUUCUUGCUCAAACAAACAAAAAAAGCCAUCAAGUGCAUUGGCAAGUGUGACACAGUGGCAGGCCGUUUGCUCGAGGAAGAAUAAAAGACAAUUUUUUCGUGCCUUCAAGCUAAUCUUGGAAGCGUAACGUUUCAUCGACAUUAAAGACAUUCUCGAAAGUUGAGCUCCAAGCAGGUGCGAGAGCAAUCGAUCUAUCGUGCAGUAAAAGAUCGACCAAAGCGCAGUGACAGUUGAACGGUACAGAAAUGGCGCACAAACUAAUAUCGUGUAGUGCCUGUGUGCUGGUGGCGCUUUUCGUGCUGAGUGCAGUGAACGUAUCAAGGCAGGCGUCGCUUUCGCUACGGGUCCUGUCACGUGGUGAGCGAUCCGUGUUUAACCAAACGCACAGCAACAAGACGUGCGAAGGUAACACACCUUGUGGAUGGGCAGUGUACACGCCCGCAACAAGGGCGAUCGAUAGCUUCAUGAAAAAUACGUGUGACUGCGAGAAGUUGAAGCAGUGCGUCCGAACGGACGACGAUGUCUCGAUCAGUGCGUACGUCUACCGCUGCCGGGAGCAUCCGGCCAAGGCAAAGUCCGUGCCCGCGUCCUGAGCUGGUAAAAGCGAUCCGAUCGUGUGCUUCGAAUGUCCACCGGUCGGCCAACGGCCAACACGCCGCAGGUUUGCUGGCCCGUGCCACCCCUGGACGCAUGCGGGAGUGUGUAUGCAAACUGUGUAAUUACUUGUAACACCACCUAAAUGCACUAACCAUACUAUUAUUAUACACACACACACACACACUCACCCACAUAAAUAUCUUUAUAAAAGUUUAAAUGCUGAUUUCAAUAGUGGAGAAAGCAAACGAAAUCCAGGAAAGCUGAAAAAACACACCCAUCCAGCGAGAGAAGGAGAGCGAAAGCGAAAGAGUUUGAUGGUUAAAAUAUUUAAAAAUUAUUUAUAUUUGCUUGUUUAAUCGUUUAUCUCUUCAGAAAACAAAAACCAAAUCUACGACUCAUUGUUGCGUAUCUGAUAUGUCUAAUGUUCUUUUCUUUUUAAACAUUCACCCCAAUCAGCACGUCCUGUUAGCAUUUUAUGAACAUGGUUUUUUUUAACUAUUAUUAUUAUUAUAUUAUACUUUCUUUAUCGGUUAAGCUUAGAAGUUAGAGGCCUAAAAUAUGCUCACUUCGGUAGCUCACCUCGGAGAGAGCUUGGGUGGUAGAUAGUAAAUCCGUAAAGGUCCUUCCCAACUCAUACACAGCCAACACAAAUAUGCUUGUAGAAAACGACGUCAUAUUGACGUUGUAUAUCUACCCCGCCAGUUCCGGUUCCAGUUACAUCUCUGUUCCGAUACGUCUCAUACCGAAAAAGAAAAGAAAGUAAAACACAUUUGAUGCUCUGCACUCCGAACCUCCGAAGCUCUCUCCGAAAUGUGACUCAGAAGAACGUUUAAAAUAGAAGAAAAACACUGUAGAAGUAGAGGAGCGAAACAAAAGUUGCUAAAUAGCAUCGGAGAAGCGGUAGCGUUAGCAGUACGGUGGUCCGUGGUUAUAACAAAGGACGUUAAAUAAAACCUCCCAAUCUUUGGAAAAGACUUGAUUAACUAUAUACAUAUGUAUGCGAUCGUCAAGGGGAAAGUAAAGAAAAGGAAAUGCCUGCAGGGCACGAUCGUCCGACGAAGAAUGCGCACAAGCAAACACUCCCACAUUGACGUACGAUUAAUGUAAACAUAUUUUAAAAAUCAAACCCUCCCCCGUAAAAACACAACACAAAACAUGCAAAACUCUUGAAAACUCUUUCUAUAAGCUCGCUCCAAAGAGGAGCACAACGAAAAAACAGAUAGGAAAAGCAUGGCACGCCCAAAAAGACUCUACCCACUUCAUAGCGUACUUCCCCUAAUCCACGUGAUCCCCGUACCGAUCGGUCAGUUCAGCUCCCACUUUACUAUGUUUCUGUUGUCUUGAAAAAGUUUCACUCGUACUUAAGGAAAACGGUGCAAAUUAAUUAAUGAUAAGCACGCUACGAAAUGAUCAUAGUUUCGCUCAGUUUCACCAACCAGCCUUCAGGAAAACAAUAUUAGUGUAACAACACACAAACACCCAUACAUAAACAUCCGUAUCGCUUACAUACACAUACAGUAUUGAAACAUUUUUUCAACCAUUAAAAGAAGAAACAAAACACAACAAGCAAAACCAUAAUUACGUAUAAUAAAGAAACAUACAACAGUUCGUAUUGCUACUCAAGAUAAGUGUUUUGCUCAGAACCGGUAUGCAACGAUCAGCACGAUCACUAAACGCUAGGCAGUAGUAGGACAGUAUCCACUUCUAGGGGUCGAUUACUAAUUGUGAAGAAGUAUCAAAAUGAUGAAAUAAACAGACCUAAUCAGAAGCAGCUCUA